Molecule: messenger RNA, 1888 nt
Organism: Cololabis saira (Pacific saury)
Lineage: Eukaryota; Metazoa; Chordata; Actinopteri; Beloniformes; Belonidae
Gene: dlx2a
Product: distal-less homeobox 2a
Exons: 3
Coding region: 174-1016 (280 amino acids)
Biological process (GO): negative regulation of transcription by RNA polymerase II; embryo development; cell differentiation
Molecular function (GO): RNA polymerase II cis-regulatory region sequence-specific DNA binding; DNA-binding transcription factor activity, RNA polymerase II-specific
Source: RefSeq, a predicted model, not a curated record
UGCGCUCCCACCUCCGAACCGUGGUAGAUAAUCACAGACCGCUGAGAGAGGGGCACCCGUUCCGCUGAUUUUUGCCGCAGUUUACGCGGGGAUGUGCUUUUAUUUCACUGAAAGGGUCAAGAUCUGAAUCGUGUUUUCAUUUUGCAACUUUUUCUUGGGGGGGGUUUGGUUUUAUGGGCGCAGAGGAACCGAGACUUUUCUUGUGCAACUCCAAGAUGACUGGAGUUUUUGAGAACCUAAAUACUGAUAUGCAUUCGAACCAGAUUACCUCAAACAGUUACCACAGCUUGCACAAAUCGCAGGAGUCCCCGACUCUGCCCGUGUCCACGGCCACGGACAGCAGCUAUUACAACAGCCAGCAGCCCGGACACUUCGGCCAGCUCGGGUCCUACCAGUACCACGGCAGCACCACCAACUCACUGCCAUACAACACCAAGUCCUACGACCUUGGUUUCAACUCCACUUAUGGUGCAUAUUCCUACGGCUCCACCUCUUCUCCUACUCCAGCCGACACUGAGAAAGAGGAGAGCGAGCCAGAAAUCCGGAUGGUGAAUGGAAAACCAAAGAAGGUCAGGAAACCUCGAACCAUUUAUUCCAGCUUCCAACUGGCUGCACUUCAACGGAGGUUUCAAAAGACACAGUAUUUGGCUCUACCAGAACGGGCCGAGCUGGCAGCCUCGCUGGGCCUUACGCAAACACAGGUCAAAAUCUGGUUCCAAAACCGCCGCUCCAAGUUCAAGAAGCAGUGGAAAAGUGGAGAAAUCCCCCCAGAGCAGCACGUCGCUUCCAGUGAAUCUCCGCCGUGCGCGUCUCCGCCAACUACUGCCUGGGACUUUCCACAGACUCCAAGAAUGAACAGCGUCAGCUCUAGUUUACCUCAGAGCAGCAGUCCCACAAACACGACUGCGCCCUCAUCGUUUUUGGCAAACUACUCCUGGUACUCGAACUCUACGACGCAUCUGCAGCCUUUGGUUCAGCAUCACCACAACUCCAUCAGCGCUGGGACGAUAUUCUGAAAUUUGAUUUAAAAAUAAAAAAUAAAGGAAAGAAAGAAAGAAAGAAGACAAAAACAUUGGGUUCAAAUCGGAAAAUACUGGUAAAAAAAAAACACUUAAAUGCCAAUACUUUCAUUUUAAAGACUUGUGCAUUUACACGCAUAAUUUAGGAAAACAUUGAUGGAGAAAGGUUCUUGGAUUUUGUUGCGUUGGCAAAUGAUAGUAACAGAUUUCUACAGUUAUUUUUGUAUUUAUUUAUUUUGUUUGAUGAAUGAACCACUAUUACCCAAAGCAAUCACAGCCUGGGCGAAAGCCCACCUUUAUGCGGACGUCACUUUUUUUUGUCAAUAUUGCAAAAUGAAACAUUGACAGUUAAGACAACCUGACACAAAUGUAGCACAAGUUAACUGUAUCGUGCCUUUUUCAAUAUGACCUCAUUUUGUCAUGCGAAAAAAAACCUGCUUACCUUUACUCAUUCUUUAUGUUAGUUGAUUUGAAUACAUUUGGGGGUAGGCUUAGUGUCUGGGUCCACGUUGUAAAUAUUUUUCCACAGCUUUUUGGUAGCCAAUGUUGCUUUCGAUUUAUUUUUUUUUUAAAGGCUAUUGGUGCAAAUCCUUUAACCACCGUAUGCUACUGAUUGUUCUACCCUCUGAGUUACUUGUAUUUUUUUUUUAUUAUUAUUGUAUUUUUGUCUUAUUUAUUUUAGCAGUGUUCCAGACAAGCUGUGGCCAGACGUUAUUUAAAUAAAAUGUUUUCUGUGAAUUUGCAUCUGAUUUUUUAUUUGGUCAAGAGCAAUUUGUGGGGAUCCUGCAUAGCUCAGUGGGUUGAGCGCAUGCCAUCUCAUGCAGUGUCCCGGCAUAGCGCACCUUGCUGUGUGUUGCCACCCGUUUCCU